This is a messenger RNA of Cynoglossus semilaevis (tongue sole), 3467 nucleotides long. RefSeq names its product FH2 domain-containing protein 1-like. Bases 909 to 3248 code for a protein of 779 amino acids. The record is from RefSeq and is a predicted model, not a curated record. Lineage: Eukaryota; Metazoa; Chordata; Actinopteri; Pleuronectiformes; Cynoglossidae. The transcript has 13 exons.
UUUUUUCUUUUCUUUUCAUUUUAGUCUAAGUUAGCUACAUUUUAUCUUUCAGCUAAGAGCAGAUUUAAUGAUAUCUUUAGUUUAAGCUGUUUCUCAUUUAUGGUUGUGUAAUAACCUAUUCUGGCAUUUUGUUACUUUUAUUUAUGUGUUUAUUGUAUUGUACAGUAGUACUUCCUUUCUUUGUUUAACAGUGUACUUUUUGCAGGGCCAGUCGUGUAUAAAUUAUUACAACAGCAGACACUGAUAUCAGAAGGAAACACUUUUAUAGGACGUAUUACUACAGCCAACGAUACAAGCAGCGUUAACAUAUGGAAUAAUUCAAGUGAGUGCCAAUAAAUAAUAAAAUAUAAUUUAUGUACCAGCGCAGCCAAACCAUCGUGCAGAGAUAUUAGGAUGUUAAAUUAAAAACACGUACUGGCAUGCCGAGAAAAUGUUAAGUUGUAUCCCGGUCAGACAACAGCUUUUUCAGAAACACAUGAGUCGAACGGAGGAGGAAGUUUCAGAAGAGUUCCAGCUGUCAUGGAGGAAGUUUAAUGGCUGGGACUCAAAAGUCUGCGGAUCGCCUUAACCACAGGAUUCAACUUUUAUGUGGCUGAACCCAGAUGCUGCUCCACAUCCGUCAUUAUAUUUACUAAAGAGUUUGAUCGAACUUCUGACGUCCUCUCAAAAACGCGGGCGUUCCCUACGUGAGCCGUUCUUGGCCCUGAUUGGUGGAUUUGGCCCCUGCACCUGCGCCGCUGCUGCUGUUGGUGAGUGAGUCUGUUACUGAGUCAGAGGAGGAACACGAGGUGACACUACACUGAGGAUUUAACAAAUAUAUUCUAUAAAGAGGAAGGUUGCUUCUUGUCAGAUCUGAUUGGCUGUAAGUGGGGAGCCUUCCGUCCAUCAUCCUGGGAUUGGAUAUACAAAUGGAGGAAGUGUUGAUUCUAAAAUCUGAGACAAGUUCUAAUGGCUCUCCUCAAGACUCGGACCUCCAAGAAUCUCUCGCUCUGCCUCCCAGUAUGUGUGUUAUUGCUGCUGCUGCACCUCCUCUUCUUCCACCACCACCACCACCACCACCACCACCACCUCCUCCUCCACCACCUCCACCACCGCCUCCUCCUCUGAACCCUUCUUUCAGCUCCCGGAAUGCCCAUCGGAAAUCCAUGAAAAAGCUGAACUGGGACACUCUGCCCAGUCAGCGUGUUCUGGGCACACUGAACGUCUGGACCUCUAAUCGGCCUCAGAGGGACCUGGUUCUGGACAUUCGAAGCAUGGAGGAGUUGUUCAGUCACAUAGACAAGCGGGCCUCCCUACGUAACCCGGGGAUCAUGGGGGUGAGGAAGAGCGCCGGCAUGGAGCUCCUUCUACAGGAGCCACAGGUCACAAUCCUGGACUCUAAGAAGAGUAUGAAUGUUGGAAUUUUCCUCAGACAUUUCAAAAGACCAGUGACUGAAAUGGUCCAGGACAUCCAUCAAGGAAACUGGCUCAGAUUUGGAGCAGGAAAACUGAAAGAACUCUGCAAACUGCUGCCGGAAAAAAAUGAGGUGAAGCAGCUGCUGUCCUUCACUGGGAACCUGUCAGCGUUACCAGAAGCUGACCAGUUCAUGGUGCAGCUGGUCAAGGUACCAGGCUACGUGGAACGUCUGAAGAUGAUGCUGUUAAGGGAGGAAUUCUUUCCUCUCGUGGAGGAGGUAAAGAACUCUGUUUCUGUCAUGACCAAAGCAGCUAAUGAGCUGUUGGACUGUGACGACCUCCACUCAGUCAUCAGGCUGGUUCUCAAGGCUGGGAAUUACAUGAACGCUGGUGGUUACAGCGCCAAUGCCAUUGGCUUCAGGAUGAGCUCUCUGCUCAAUUUGGCCGACACCAAGGCCAACAAGCCCGGCAUGAACCUCAUGCACUACGUGGCCAAGCAAGCAGAGGACAUCGAUGCUGAGCUGCUGACCUUCCACAGCCAGCUGGAGAACAUCGGCAUGGCGUCAAGAGUUUGUAAAGAUGAGGUGGUGGCAGACUUUGACAGAGAGGUGAAGAAGAUGAAGGAAGUGAAGCUGUACAGCAGCAGACACCCCGACCUCCUGCAGCAGAUGGAGUCAUUUCUCAUGAGAGCCAACGCCAAAGUGGCCGACGUGGAAUCUUCUCUCCACCAGCUGAACUCUCUGAGUGAUGCUGUGGCCGAGUACUUCUGUGAAGAUCCAACCACCUUCAAACUGGAGGAGUGCUGCUCCAUCUUCCACUCCUUCUGCAAGCGCUUUGACAAAGCAGUGCAGGAGAACCGAGAAAGAGAGGAGGCAGAGAAGAGGCGCAAGCGAAAGGAGAGCAUGCGUUUUGCAGCCAAACGACGAUCCACAAUGUGCAGCUCAGAACCCGAGCCGGUCCAGGACUCGUCCGGCCUGGAGUCGGCCUUGCACAGUUUUCUGUCCACUGUUCCACAAGGUUUAUCCAGAUGUAGGAGGAACAUCCUGCCCCCCAUCGAAGGAUCGCCCUCCAGCCAGGAUUCUCAGACUCCUUCAUCAGCAGAAAAAAAAGAGACUUCUACCAAACGUCACAGUCCUGAAGUCAAGUCGCCCAAAAUGCUGAAGGAGAUCGAGCGAGAAGAAGGAUCAGAAAACCAAGAGGAAGCUGAAAAGAUGCGAGAGGUUACACGGAAAGUUCUAAAAUACCAAAACAGCAAAAGCAGCCUGGACGAAGAGACACUUCCAGGGACACCUUGUCGGUUGCCCGUUGUGCAGAACACUCCCAGUACUCCUUGUACUCCGCGACCAAGAACCAGAGACUUCUUCUUUGCCAACAAUGGAGAUUUGGGUUCCCCGUGGACCAUCCUGAGCCCUUUCACUUCUGACCAAAGAAUCAUGAGACCCGCUCACAGGCGUAGGGGGUCGCUGCCCUCUGGUGAGGAGGAUGAUGCAGUCUGGCAGACGGUUGAAGCAGGAACAAAGCCUCCAUCUGGGAGUUCUGGUUCUGUUCCAGAGUCCACUCACCAUAGACCUGUGUCCCAGGGUCCUGUUGUAAGGUCUGUCUCCGUGGAUGAAUCAAGACUUUCACCGUUGGCUCGGUUCAGGCUGGGAGAACUGUUCCAAAGGUCGUACUCCUCUGGUUCCAAGACAGAGACUGUAGAAGGAGAGGAGGUUUCGCUGCUUCGCAGUAAAACCAGGAGUCAGGUAGAAGGUCCAGGAAGUGGCUCUGGACUCGUGUCCUUCUUCAGACGAAUCGGAGGCAAAAACAAACCCAGUGAUGUGGAAGAACAGCCACUGACUGGAUGUAAAACUUAACCAACGUCAAGCUCUUAGUCUUAUUUUUUUUAAAAUUCUGUCUUAUUUGUGUUUUUCUCCACUGUCAUGGUUUUCCCCUUCAGUGGAACCAAGGCAACCAGAGACUUGCUUUGAACUGUAGCAGCUUAAAGUUUUAGAAGUCGACCCACGUUCAAAAACUGUAACGUGUCCUGUCACUUCUGUCUAUUUUUUGUGUCCAAUAAAGGUUGAGUUUUUCAA